AUGGAAUCAAUGUAUGAUCAUGAAAUGCAUUUACGUUAUGAACGUUUGCCGGAAUCAUUGAAAAUUUUGAGGACAGUUAGCCAGAAUGCAGUAACUCUAUUCCUGGACGUGAUCCUAAUCAAUCCGAAGCACUUCCAAAAAAUUCUUCAAAACUACUUAGAUAUUAAUGGUUUGUGUGAUGUCAGUGUGUGUAUUGUUUGUAUGGGUCAUCCUCAAAUACCUCAUCCAUCCUCAAACACCUCAUCUUGGUGGUAUGGACCAUACAAACUAAAAGGGGAGGAAAACGAAUGGCUACAAUGUGAAUUCCAAGCAGGAGAGCAGCACGAUGACGAAGGAACGGAGAGAAACCAGUGGAUUGAUGCUAAUUUGAUUACUCAAAUAGCCAAGAGACAACAAUUUUCGUUCAUAGACGCAAGCCGAUUCAGUAAAUGGUCUAAACUAAUAAAGUAA
This is a messenger RNA of Loa loa (African eye worm), 450 nucleotides long. RefSeq lists its product as hypothetical. The transcript has a single exon. The record is from RefSeq and is a predicted model, not a curated record. The coding region runs from base 1 to 450 and encodes 149 amino acids. Lineage: Eukaryota; Metazoa; Nematoda; Chromadorea; Rhabditida; Onchocercidae.